CACCCUUGUGUCCCUCUCCCUCUCUUCAACUUCCUUGCCGCUACCGCUUGUAAUAAAGUCCUUGAACAGUCGGUCCUUGACCCUGAGGAUUCGCCCCGUUUUCCAUCUCUGGCCUGAUCUCAGGCUCUGGUUCACUAUACUUGAAUCAACCUCGUGGUGAAUCAAUCCUUAGGUUUCAGCGCAUAUCAUAUUUGGGCGGCGGCGGCGGUUCUCUUCCACAGUAGCGUCGCAAUGAAGCUGGACGUGAACGCCUUGAGAUAUCUCUCUAAGGAUGAUUUCAGAGUUCUCACUGCGGUCGAAAUGGGAAUGCGCAAUCAUGAAAUUGUGCCUACAGAACUCGUGGCCCGCAUAGCCUCUCUCAAACACGGGGGUGCUUACAAAGUCUUGAAGAAUUUGCUAAAGCAUAAGCUCUUGCAUCAUGACUCCUCCAAAUAUGAUGGGUUUCGGCUCACCUACCUUGGUUAUGAUUUUCUUGCUAUUAAGACCCUGCUUAACCGAGGAGUUUUUGUGGCUGUUGGUCGUCAAAUUGGGGUUGGAAAAGAGUCUGAUAUCUUUGAGGUUGCCAGUGAAGAUGGUACAGUCCUAGCAAUGAAGUUGCACAGACUCGGUAGAGUUUCUUUUAGAGCUGUUAAAUCUAAGCGUGACUAUUUGAGGCAUCGUACUAGUUAUAAUUGGCUGUAUCUAUCUCGGCUUGCCGCUCUCAAAGAGUUUGCUUUUAUGAAGGCUUUGGAAGAACACAGUUUUCCUGUUCCACGUGCUGUGGACUGUAAUAGGCAUUGUGUGAUUAUGUCACUCGUCCAAGGUUACCCUCUUGUCCAGGUCAAGCAAGUGCAAAAUCCAGAUAUGGUUUUUGAAAGGAUCAUUGGUCUUGUGGUUCGUAUGGCAGAACAUGGCCUCAUUCACUGUGACUUCAACGAAUUCAAUAUUAUGAUAGAUGAUGAUGAGAAGGUCACCAUGAUUGAUUUUCCACAAAUGGUAUCUGUAGACCAUCGUAAUGCGCAGAUGUACUUUGAUCGUGAUGUUGAAUGCAUCUUCAAGUUUUUUAGAAAGAGGUUCAACCUAUCUUUUGAAGAAAGCCCAGAUGAAAAUGAUGGUUCAGAGGUAGACACAGAUGAAAGUGGCAGGCCUCGCUUUUCUUCAAUAGCAAAAGGUGUUGGUUUUCUAGACAAGGAACUUGCAGCUAGUGGAUUUACUAGAAAGGAUCAAGAAGACAUUGAGAAGUUCAUUGAAGGAGGGAUUGAAAAGGAUGCGGAUUCAGGCGAUGAAGAAAGUGAGGAUGAUGGACACAAUUCUGACUCUGAGUUAAAUAAAUCUUAUAUCAAUGGUGUUGAUUCUCUGCACUUGUUAGAUCAGCAAGAGCAGACAAUUCACUGUGAUGAAGAAGCCAGAGUAGAGGAGAACCAAGAAAAUUCUGAAACAGGUCAAAGUCAAACCAGCGUACCUGAAUGUCCAGAUGCGAGUGACAAGGAGGAAGAGAACCAGACUAUGAAUAUUAAUGAUGCUGAAUUGACGAAGCGUUUGAGAAAGCAGAAUCGGCGUGUCAUAGCAUCAGUGCGUGGAGGACGAAAGAGUCUUGCCUCCAGAAACAGCUACAAAGACAAGGGUGGCAGUUCUUCUCGAAAUUCCAAAAUCCAGAAACAAAUGAGCGACUGGUAAAAUUUUGUGAAAGAAACGUCAUGUGGUUUAUGGUGAAGAAGUUGUGAGAGGAACUAUGACCAUUUGCUGGCAUAACUCUGACCAUCAAAAAAGCAUGGUGAUGGGAAGUAGGAAAACAAACCCAAAUCGCUUUGUAACUACCAGAGAAGCUUAUAAUAUAGCGGGGGAGAUAUGGCUUGCCCUGUUCCAAGAUUUUUUGUAUUACAAAGUUAUUAUCUACAUGUGGUAAUAUAAAAGACUUGGUAAAUUAUAGAUUUAUUUAAA
Molecule: messenger RNA, 1920 nt
Organism: Carya illinoinensis
Lineage: Eukaryota; Viridiplantae; Streptophyta; Magnoliopsida; Fagales; Juglandaceae
Product: serine/threonine-protein kinase rio2
Exons: 13
Coding region: 232-1656 (474 amino acids)
Biological process (GO): protein phosphorylation; maturation of SSU-rRNA
Cellular component (GO): cytosol; preribosome, small subunit precursor; nucleus
Molecular function (GO): protein serine/threonine kinase activity; ATP binding
Source: RefSeq, a predicted model, not a curated record